Gasterosteus aculeatus aculeatus (three-spined stickleback) is the source of this 5373-nucleotide messenger RNA. It is a transcript of the gene foxo1a, whose product is annotated as forkhead box O1 a. NCBI's taxonomy places the organism in Eukaryota, Metazoa, Chordata, Actinopteri, Perciformes, Gasterosteidae. Gene Ontology annotation, molecular function: RNA polymerase II cis-regulatory region sequence-specific DNA binding; DNA-binding transcription factor activity, RNA polymerase II-specific. The record is from RefSeq and is a predicted model, not a curated record. Gene Ontology annotation, cellular component: nucleus. Gene Ontology annotation, biological process: regulation of transcription by RNA polymerase II.
CAGCGCGCGCGCACCACCGCUACUACGGCACAACAAAAACAAAGCAGCGGACCAACACACUUUGGACACACACACACAACGUUUGCUCUCCGCGGGAAAAGGAUCUUUUUUUUUUAAAGUAUACUUUUUUGUUGUUGUUAUUCUUAUAAACCGUUUUUGUUGUCGCUUUCUUACCGGCUUGGGAUGUGAAUGUGACUUUCAGCCCAGACUUUGCGCCCGCGCGGAGCACGCAGCACUUCCUCCAGACUUCGUUUCGCACAUUUCACAGGCCGAAGUUUAGGACUUUCUGAGCGGCGCGACAGGUUCGUCACACUUUACAUGACAUUUUAACACUCGGCUCCGUCACCUCUCGACCAAUGGCGGAAGCGGCCCAGCAGCCACACCUGGUGGAAAUUGACCCGGAUUUCGAGCCCCUGUCGCGGCCCCGGUCGUGCACUUGGCCUUUGCCCCGACCGGAGUUCGUCAACCCGGGCGACUCCAACACGUCCUCGCCGGUGCCCUCCGUGAAGCAGGAGCCCGCCGGCAACGACUUCAUCAACAACCUGAGCCUGCUGGAGGAGAGCGAGGACUUCGCGGAGCAAAAGCCCGCGAUCCUGUGCGCCGACUUCCAGUGUCGGGAGGACUGCGUCCACCGGCGACCUCCGCAGCAGCAGCAGCAACUCCAGCAGCAGCAGCAGCAGCAGCAGCAUCACCACCAUCACCCUCAGCAGCAGCAGCAGCAAAACCCAAACGCGCAACUCCCGCAUCAUCAGCAGCAGCAGGUGUCUCUGCUCUCCUCCCCGGCGGGAUCGUCCUCCCCGACGGCCGCGGCCGCAGCGGCCGCCGCUGCCCAGCGGAAGAGCAGCUCCUCCCGGCGGAACGCGUGGGGGAAUAUGUCAUAUGCAGACCUCAUAACCAAAGCGAUCGAGAGCUCUCCCGAGAACCGACUCACGCUGUCUCAGAUCUACGACUGGAUGGUGAAGAGCGUGCCGUAUUUCAAGGACAAAGGUGACAGCAACAGCUCGGCGGGCUGGAAGAACUCCAUCAGGCACAACCUGUCGCUGCACAGCCGCUUCAUCCGCGUGCAAAACGAGGGCACGGGGAAGAGUUCCUGGUGGAUGCUUAAUCCGGAGGGCGGCAAGAGCGGGAAGUCCCCGCGACGCAGGGCGGCCUCCAUGGACAACAACAGCAAGUUCACCAAGAGCAGAGGCAGAGCGGCUAAGAAAAAGCUGUCCCUGCAAGGCGGCCCUGACGGAGGCGCAGACAGCCCGGGUUCCUACUCCAAGUGGCCUGGCAGCCCCAACUCCCACAGCAACGAUGACUUCGAUGCAUGGAACAGCUUCAGGCCUCGGACCAGCUCCAACGCCAGCACCCUGAGCGGCCGUCUCUCGCCCUUCAUGCCCGAAGACGAUCUCGGGGAGGGCGACGUGCAUAUGGGCUACCCGGGGGCUCCCGGGGCGAAGAUGACAGCCACCCUGCCCAGCCUCACGGAGAUGACAGGCUCCCUGCGACACGGUUCCGAGAAUAUCAUGGAGAACCUUUUGGACAACCUGAACUUGCUGUCGCCCAACAACCCUCAGGUCGGGGGACGUGCGACGACCCCCGGCUCCUCCCAGUCCUCUCCGUCUCCUAUGAUGCAGCCGAGCCCCGGGUACCCCGCUUACAGCUCUCCGAGCAUGGCCCCGCAGCCUCAGCAGGAGUACCUCAAGUGUGUGUACGGCCAAGCGGGGAUGAGCACGCUGUCGUCCAUGCCGCUGCAGACACUGCCAGAGAGCAAGCCCAGCUUCGGGCCCGCCAUGGGCCAGUACAGCUGCCCCGCGGGUCUUCUGAAGGAGCUGCUGACGUCAGACACAGACCAGCACGGCGAGCUCAUGCCGUCGGUGGACACGGUGGUGUCUCAGUCCGGCGGGGGCUGCAUGCUGCCGCCGUACAGCAGCGGUCAGCACGCGGCCAAACUCAUGGGUGGCGGGAGCGCUCAUCCGCACGUCCUGGGGCACACUCACGGCCGCAGCGCUCACGGCCAAGCCCCGGUCACGUCCCCGGCCAUGAACGGACGCUUGCUCAUGUCGCUGAGCCACAACGGGGGCCACAACGGGGGCCCCGCGCGUUUGCCCGCAGUCAAAGGCCCUAUGCAGAUGCCGUACGGCCUCUCCAGCCACCUUAGCGCAGGAGGCAUGCCCGGUGGCUUCUGCCCCCUCAGUACCAACGGAUACGGCCGGCCGGGCCUGCCGCAGCCGUUGCACCCGGAGAAGCUGCCCAGCGACUUGGACGACAUGUCCAUCGAGAAGUUUGAGUUCGACAUGGAGACGGUCCUCCACGACACUCUGAUGGACGGGGACUCCCUGGACUUCAACUUUGAGCCAAUGAUGACCCAGCAAGGUUUUUCCCACGGAGUGAAGAGCACUACGCACAGCUGGGUGUCGGGGUAGAAGCUGUACUGCUGUUGCUGUUUGGUAAAAAAGAACAACAACAAAAAACACAAUCGCAACUCAUGUGAGACAAAAAGGUGCGUCUUUGGAUCCUCGAGCCAACUUCAGCUGCAGUCCACGUACCAUCCACCGUCAAAAACACCUUUUCGGAUCACGUCAGCAGACUGAGGCUGGUCGUGAUAAGCUGAGGACGCGUCUCCAUUAGAACCCUUGGAACUGGUGGAGAAAACAUUUGAAUUAUCUUCGAAAUAUCAAAUCAUUUGUACAAACUAAGUGCCAAACAAUUUGCCUUAACUAAGAGCCAAAACGGAAUCACACCUCUGGUUUACUUCUGCAAGUGACACUGCCAACCGCAUCAGCAGCAGCAGCACAAUCUGUCAUACCGUGAUGUUUACCGUGUGAUCACAAUCAACAUGUUUGUAUGUACAGUGUGGUGAUAAUUGAUUACCACUACGGAAGAAUGAUGAAGGUAAUCUGGCUCAUGGGUUUGUCAACUGACAUUAUGUAAAGUGAGAGACUUCUCAAGGGAUCCUCGGAUCAUGUUACAUGGUUACUCACUUUGUUGUUGCCUGAAUGUACAUAGCGCCAUCAUACAGGUUGUAAAAUCAGGCCUCUUAGUGUAUUUUCUAAGACUGUACAUAGUGUUUACAGAGCGGAAGCAAAGGUCGAGGCAGCAGAGGUGAGCCCGCGUUGUAAACUGGAUCCGAUUCUUUGAAACAUACGUCAAGUGGACAGAUCCGUGCUUUAGGAGCUCGGGCCGUAAAAUGGUAACACGUGUUCUGAUUUCUUGUACAUACAUUAAGAAUGUAUUCUAAAAUAAUGUAGUAGAUGUUUACUGGAUUUAGUAUAUAUAUUUGAGACCUAAAUUAUUUAUGGUUAAAAUAGAUUUAUUCUAGUGCACAACCUGCACUCAGACAUCAGAACUGUUCUGAGUAAUUUGUCACUCUGAACCUUAAUACCACAGGGGCCUAUUUAUUGUGCCUAACAAAGGACAUCUCGACUGCAGGCUUGAAGGGUUUUAUAUUGUAAAUGUCUACGGUCCAGUAGAUACUCAAAUCCAGCUGUCAUGAAGAAAAGUACAGUGAAUACUUGAUUUAAAGUUCCCUGCAUCCCUUCUUUUUUUUUUAGAGGUCAAGAAGAUAUGAGUGACUGUAGAUCUUUAUUGUUUGGUUUUCCUGAACGUUUCGCAGCUAUGUGAAUAUUAAGAGGUCACACGUCGGUGGAUAAAAGAUAUUCUGUGCUGCUGUUAUUUUCACAUCGAGGCUGAGUAUUUAAGAAGCCUGUCCACUGUAUGGUUUCAGAACUUUUUUUUUUUUUCUGUCUCAAACAGUUAGUGUGACUACUUGACUAUGAAAACUUUUUGUCCAAAAAGGAUCGUCUGAUGCUGUCGGUAGAAUCAUCUUUUUUGCUCCACAUUCACUCUGCCCCUUCUACCUCUACCCAUCUUCAAGUCCAAUGUUCAAUAACACAAGUUUUACGUCUGAAUGAAUAGAUUCCAAUCAUCUUCUCAAUCAAGUCUAUUUCAAUUUGCCCCUGAAAAGCGCCACUAAGUGUUAAGUAUUUUAUCUAGCAUGUAUAUCUGCAUUCUCUGUCUCGCUUUUCCCACCUGUUGCUGUACUAACAAUGAGCUUGACGGCCUGUCAGUGACUUAUUAUACAGACUCACAAAUAGUGGUCACCUCUGUGAGAAGGGUGUCUAUGAACACGAGUACUUCUAACGAAGUCGACUGUUUCUGUGGCUGAAAGACCCGUUUAGAGAUAACAAAAGUAAUCGGCUUAUUCUACCUUAAUGUUUAUUGCAUUGUUUACCCAGAAACCACAUAUAUCAAUGUGGGUCUGAUCAUGUGUUAUAAAGGGCUCUGAGUAUGCAAGCUUUUACUUAAGUCGUUCUGCUAGCAACUUUCCCUCAAACCGAGGGGGGGAAUGCUCUUUAAAUAGUUUGGGUGUUUGGUGGGGGGGGAACAAAAACGUGCAUACUCCAGAUCAGUAAUGUCACAUGGUCUGACACCACAUGUCAUUUUGCUACUAAGUCCAGGAAGUUGGGCAGGUUUUACUAGAGUAAAAAGGAAUUCUUGACAUUUCAAAAGGCCGUUAAAUAAGCUGCUGUUUGGCUUUGGUGCCGGGUGUUUCCCUUUCUUACCCAAAUAUGCCAUAGUGUACUUUAGCCAAAUUUGCCUUUGAAGUCAAAGCGAUACAAUUAGCGUUUUUUUUUCAUGUGAUAUGUUCAGAAUGAAAUAUAUAUUUGUGCCGGUCACUUAAGUCAGGAUAAACUGUAAAGAAUCCAUACAGCCAGUCAAACAGGAUUCACUCUAAAAGUAAACGAGCUGUACUAAGUAAAUUAUAUCUCUACAUUUUUAAAUGAUUGAAUCUAUGCAUUGUAUUCCUUAAUUUUAUGUUGCUAUUUUCCUUUUCAUUGAACUUAUGACAGAGAUAUUUUAUUGUAACAUAGCGCUGUGAGAUAUUAUGGUGUUGUUCUUGUCAAAACUAUAUGUUCCAGAUAGUUAUAUGGGAUAAAGAUGAAGUUUAUUUAGAGAAUAGAUGCAGUGAUUAAUAUGCUAAGCUUUUGUUAACUGACAAUGUUGUAUUUCUUGUAUUUAGCUACAGUUUUUAGAAAAUAGCAUCAAAAAGCAAAUUGCUGAAAAAAAUGUUAAGACAUAUUGAAUUUUUUAAAUGGAAAACACAAUAUUUAGUCUGUCAGAGAAUUCCUGCUCAGAAUGCAGUUUGGGGACCAAUUUUUGUAAUUUUAUGAAUAGAGAGAUAUUGCACUUUUACUUACAUGUUAUGAUUAAGUGCUCCUCACAACAAGAGGAAGAGUUCCCAUUACAUAUUUUAAAAUGAAAAUCUGUUACAUUGAAUUUAUAUACAGGAAUAAAUUGGAAUUUUGCUGUGUGAUUUGCAAUCAAUACAAAUAUGUAACUUGUUCAAUAUUAAUGUAUUAAGACCUGAAUAAAUGUUCCUCUGUGUUA